UUGCUUUUGUCCAUCUCUUCUUUUCCUCCUUCUCCGGUCAUUUCUUUGUUUUUGUUCAAAUCUCUCUCUCUGACUUUUUAGUUACCAUUUUGCCCUUCUUCCUCCCUCUUUCACCACUAGAUCCAUCAUCUCCAUUUUAGGGUUUUAAUAUCACAAUUGCUUCUCGAUCCGAUUCUCCUCUUCACCUACCGGGCGUUUUUUCUUUUUAGACAGAAAUCGAUUAAUACCUUUUGACAUUAGUUCGGUUUUCCAUCUAAUUUCAAAUCCACUAACCACUUACAUUGUAAUUUUCGUUGACUUUAAAUCUAGGCGUUUAGAGGAUUAAACAGCAGUUGGAGAAUUUAAUUUUAGGAUUUUUAGUUGGUUUUCCUUUUGUUUUUGUUUAUUUUAGAAAUUUGGGGAUUAGGUGUGGAGAUGUUGGGGGCUGGAUUGCAGUUUACUACGCGUGGUCGUGGAGAAGAUCGAUUUUAUCGUCCGGCCAAGGCUCGUGGGGCUCACCAGAAUCAACACAACGAUCAACUGCGUAGAGCUCAGAGCGAUGUAUCAGCGAGUCAAUCGCCUUUGGUUAAAGAAAGACUUGAAAAACCUGCUGUUUCGGUGGUCGAUAGGGAACCGGAGAACCUAAUUGCUUUGGAUGAAUCUCCCAAAACCGUUUCCGUUCCUGCCUUUGAACCGGUUGUUUCUCCGUUGAGUAAUUUGGAGCGGUUUUUGGAGUCUAUCACACCAUCCGUCCCAGCUCAGUACUUAUCUAAGACUACAAUGCGGGGAUGGAGGACUUGUGAUGUGGAAUUUCAACCAUAUUUUGUACUUGGGGAUCUGUGGGAGUCUUUUAAGGAAUGGAGUGCUUAUGGUGCAGGAGUUCCUGUAAUCUUGAAUGACAGCGAUUCUGUUAUUCAGUAUUAUGUCCCUUAUUUGUCUGGAAUUCAAAUAUAUGGCGAUUCUAUGAAGACACGCGUCAAAUCGAGAAGAGCUGAUGGUUCGGUUUGUGACAGGAGACCAGGCGAGGAUAGUGACAGUGACUUCAGGGAUUCAAGUAGUGAUGGCAGUAGUGAUUGUGAACCUGAAAGAGGAUCGAAGGGCCCCAGGGAUCAGUGGAAUCAUUGUCUUUUAACAAAUGAAAUUCCUCUUAGAAUGGAUAGAUUGUCAUUGAGAGACCACCAUAUUGCCCGUCAAGAGGACUUUUCUAGUGAUGAGGGUGAAUCUAUGAAUUCUCAAGGUUGUUUGCUAUUUGAGUAUCUUGAGCGUGACCCCCCUUAUAGCCGGGAACCAUUAGCUGACAAGAUAGCGGAUCUCACCUUACGUUUCCCUGAGUUGAAGUCGCUAAGAAGUUGUGAUCUGCUAUCAUCAAGCUGGAUUUCUGUGGCAUGGUAUCCAAUUUACAGGAUUCCAACUGGGCCAACAUUGAAGGACCUGGAUGCUUGCUUUCUGACAUACCAUUCUCUUCAUACACCAUUGGGAGGUGCACCAACUGCUCAGGCUCCAGUGGUGACAUAUCCCAGUGAGAUGGAUGGUGUGCCAAAGAUGUCCUUGCCUGUUUUUGGUCUUGCAUCAUACAAGUUCAAGGGGUCUUUGUGGACUCCUAAUGGGGGAUGUGAGCGUCAACUGGCAAAUUCUCUCUUGCAGGCUGCUGACAAUUGGUUGAGACUUGUUCAGGUCAAUCAUCCAGAUUUCCUGUUUUUCCUUCACAGGUGAUACAAAGACAUGAUAGUUAUGGCACUCCACCCAUUCCAUAAGCUAUAAGCUCAUUACCUUUGGUAUAUGCAUGAAAUGUGCGAGUUAAAAUCCCUUAAACUUCUGGAGAUCAAUACGAGAAGUUGAGUCAGGCGCAGUUUUCUUGGUUUAUAUCCGAAAUAAUUUAUAUGGAAGAAAUGAGAAAAAAAAAAAAAAUACAAAAUUGUCACAAGCCCUAGGAAUGGAAGGAAUGUCAAUGAAAUAAGGCUCAAACAAAAAAUGAAUAGUGGAAACAUAGAGUUAGGAUGAGCUGCUGAUGAAGGUUGAACCGAGCCAAGGUGAAGAAGUGGUUUAGCCAAGUGUCAGUGAAACCAAGUCUGUUUUUUUCAAUAUUUAUAUAGUAUUGGCAUGUCGUGAUAAAACAGGCGCUUUUUUUGCUGUCCUGCUGAUCAGUGCUUAGCAUGUAAUAUUUAUUUUGUUUUAACAUUUAUAAGGGGAUUUUGAUAGGAAGGUUGUAUUGUCAAGUUUGCGCCUGCCCCAUGUAUGUAUUUUAAAACUAAUGGUUAUCUGAUGAGAAAUGUGUUUAAAAAUGUUUUUAUA
This is a messenger RNA of Jatropha curcas, 2271 nucleotides long. RefSeq lists its product as uncharacterized. NCBI's taxonomy places the organism in Eukaryota, Viridiplantae, Streptophyta, Magnoliopsida, Malpighiales, Euphorbiaceae. The record is from RefSeq and is a predicted model, not a curated record.